Cokeromyces recurvatus is the source of this 390-nucleotide messenger RNA. RefSeq lists its product as uncharacterized. Gene Ontology annotation, biological process: endocytosis; autophagy. NCBI's taxonomy places the organism in Eukaryota, Fungi, Mucoromycota, Mucoromycetes, Mucorales, Mucoraceae. Gene Ontology annotation, molecular function: guanyl-nucleotide exchange factor activity. The record is from RefSeq and is a predicted model, not a curated record. The transcript is spliced from 2 exons. Gene Ontology annotation, cellular component: autophagosome; endosome. The coding region runs from base 1 to 390 and encodes 129 amino acids.
AUGGAUACAAAGAUCGAGUUGGCUAUUCUAAAAUCAGCUAUUCCGACUACGUAUGUUGAUAUGACACGAUUCAUUGUUAAGAGGACUCCAUUAUAUAAUAAUUAUGAUCAGCUUAGAUCACAAUAUCAAACCCUUAUUUCUUCCAAAUUAGAAGAAAAUUUAGUCAAUUUUGUUAGUGAAAAUAAUACAACAAACUUCAAUUUAAACGAUUGGAAUAAACGGCAUUAUAUAUUGGAAAAGACAGAAUCUAUCGCGCCCAUGGUCCAAACACUAUUAGAUGAAGCUCAUAGAUUACCUGUUAGAUUAAGGGAAUCUUAUAUUCGGCAGUGGAGAAGAGUAUUAGUUAGGAGAGCACUUGCAAUGAUCAAAUUUGUCCAGGAUGAAACGUAA